GCUACCACUGGACCAGCAUAUUGACUCUGCAGAAUACACGCAAAUAGAAAUCUCUCUCUCUCUCUCUCUCUCUCUGGUGCAGCUAGCGGUUUUUGCAUGGAAUUAUCUCCAGGAUACAUGUAUGGAGGCUUGAGCUCGCUCGGAAAAAACUUGUUUCUCUUGAUCGAUCAACACUUUUGAAUCUUCAUCCAUUGAAGGGAGUGAGGAAAUUAAAUCGAUCAUAGAAGAGUUGGUUCUGUACAGUACUGUUUCAGUACUUUGAAGCUUGAGAACAUGUCUUCUGCAUCUUGGAUCACAACUAUCUCAUGCUCGAGCCCUGUGAUUCAAUCCUCCAGUACUCUAUUCACAAUAUUCCAGUGGCUAAGAUUCAUUUUUCUCUCCCCAUGUCCUCAAAGAACUUUGUUAUCUUCCGUUGACCUCCUCUUCUUGCUCACCCUCAUGGUCUUUGCAGUUCUGAAGCUUUACUUAAAGUUCACUUCCAACGUCUCACCCAGCUCCGACCUCCGCAGGCCCCUCAUUAAAAACAACAAGACUAAUUUGAGGACUACACUCUCGUUUAAGCUGUGUCUGACUGUUAAUGUUCUGCUAACCUUUUGUUACACAGUUUCGUGCAUAUUGGCAUUCAGUAGAAUUAAGCAGUUGGCAUGGAAGCUAGUUGAUGGACUAUUUUGGCUAGUCCAAGCCCUGACUCAUGCAGUAAUCACAAUCUUAAUCAUCCAUGAAAAAAGGUUUCAAGCUGUUACUCAUCCCAUGUCACUUAGAAUCUAUUGGGUUGCAAACUUCCUUCUUACUGCCUUGUUUAUGGCAUCUGGGAUUAUACGUUUUGUCUUUGUUGAAGAACCUGGCGGGGACCCCGAUUUGAGACCAGAUGAUGUAGUUUCUUUGGUUUCUUUUCCAUUGUCCACAGUUCUUCUUUUUACUGCUAUUACAGGAUCUAAUGGGAUCACAGUGACCAGAGAAAGUGAAGCAGUUAUUGAUGUAGAAACAAAGUCAUAUGAACCCCUUUCGAGUGUGACUGGAUUUGCCUCGGCUUCUAUAAUAUCCAAGGCCUUUUGGCUUUGGAUGAAUCCCGUGCUGACCAAAGGCUACAAAUCUCCUCUCAAGAUUGAAGAAAUCCCGUCUCUUUCACCUGAACAUAGAGCUGAAAGAUUGAAUGUGCUGUUUGAAUCAAAUUGGCCUAAACCACAUGAAAAAUCAAAGCACCCGGUUCGAACAACAUUGUUCAGGUGCUUUUGGAAGGAAAUUUUCUUCACCGCCUCUCUUGCCAUUAUGCGGCUCUGUGUCAUGUAUGUAGGGCCCAUUCUUAUACAAAGUUUCGUGGAUUUCACCUCUGGGAAGCAAAGCUCCCCUUAUGAAGGAUACUACCUUGUAUUCACUCUACUCUUGGCAAAAUUUGUCGAAGUUUUAACGACUCACCAAUUUAAUUUCAACUCUCAGAAAGUUGGAAUGCUUAUUCGAUCCACUCUUAUCACCUCUUUGUACAAGAAGGGCCUGAAGUUGACUGGUUCUGCUCGGCAGGCGCAUGGAGUCGGACAAAUAGUGAAUUACAUGGCUGUUGAUGCUCAGCAGCUCUCUGAUAUGAUGCUACAACUACAUUCUAUAUGGUUAAUGCCCUUGCAAGUUUCUGUGGCCUUGGUGCUCCUAUAUAACUACCUUGGUGCCUCAGUGCUUACAGCAGUUCUAGGACUUCUUGGUGUGAUGUUAUUUAUCAUUAUGGGUGUCAAAAGGAAUAGACGGUUCCAAUCCAAUCUGAUGAAAGAUCGUGAUUCGCGAAUGAAGGCAACAAAUGAGAUGCUCAACUACAUGCGAGUGAUCAAGUUCCAGGCAUGGGAGGAACACUUCAAUAAGAGAAUACAAGCAUUCCGGGAAUCGGAGUUUGGAUGGCUUACCAAGUUCAUGUACUCGGUCUCUGGCAAUGUUGUUGUGCUGUGGAGCGCCCCAUUACUGAUAUCAACCCUCACAUUUGCUGCUGCGCUUUUCUUGGGAGUCACACUUGAUGCAGGGACAGUGUUCACGACGACAACAAUCUUCAAAAUCUUGCAGGAACCAAUCAGGGCAUUUCCUCAAUCAGUGAUCUCAAUUUCUCAAGCAAUGAUAUCACUUGGGAGGUUGGAUAAGUACAUGAUGAGUAGGGAAUUGACGGACGACUCCAUAGAGAGAGAGCAGGGAUGUGAUGGUAGAAUUGCUGUGCAGUUUAAAGAUGGGGUGUUUAGCUGGGAUGAUGAAAAUGGGGAGGAAGCCUUGAAAAAUAUAAAUUUUGAGAUCAACAAAGGGGAUCUUACAGCUAUUGUUGGGACUGUGGGAUCUGGGAAGUCUUCUCUCCUAGCGUCAGUUCUUGGUGAGAUGCACAAAUUAAGAGGAGAGGUCAGGGUUUGCGGAACAACUGCCUAUGUUGCUCAGACGUCUUGGAUUCAAAAUGGCACCAUCCAAGAGAACAUCCUAUUUGGUUUGCCACUGGAUAUAGAGAGAUACAAGGAAGUCAUUAGGGUUUGUUGCUUGGAAAAAGACUUGGAAAUGAUGGAGUGUGGAGAUCAGACUGAGAUUGGAGAGCGUGGAAUCAAUUUAAGUGGUGGCCAGAAGCAGAGGUUACAACUUGCCCGGGCCGUGUAUCAAGAUUGCGAUAUCUAUCUUCUUGAUGAUGUCUUUAGUGCUGUUGAUGCACAUACUGGAACAGAAAUAUUCAAGAAAUGUGUGAGAGGGGCUCUCAAAGGCAAGACCAUUUUACUUGUAACCCACCAAGUUGAUUUCUUGCAUAAUGUGGACCUUAUCUUGGUCAUGAGAGAUGGCAUGAUAGUGCAAUCGGGAAAGUACAAGGAGCUACACGAUUCUGGCAUGGAUUUCACUGCACUAGUAGCUGCCCAUGAAACAUCCAUGGAGCUUGUAGAGGCGAGCACCACCUUGCCUGGUGAAAAUUCCCCCCAAUUACCAAAAUUAUCUGAAACCUCUUCCAACCAUGGGGAAGCCAAUGGUGAAAACAACUCUCUAGACCAACCAAACUCUAAUAAGGGAACUUCCAAGCUCAUCAAAGAAGAGGAGAGAGAGACUGGCAAAGUGAGCUUGCAUGUUUAUAAACUUUAUUGUACCGAGGCUUUUGGGUGGUGGGGAGUGGCACUAGUGCUGCUUCUAUCCCUCCUAUGGCAAGCAUCUAUAAUGUUGGGUGACUAUUGGCUGGCAUACGAAACCUCAGAAGAGCAGGCUAUGUCAUUCAACCCUUCUUUGUUUAUUUCUGUCUAUGCAAUCAUUGCUGCUGUCUCACUUGUGUUGGUAUUGAUAAGAGCUUUCUCUGUUACAUUUGUGGGGCUUAAGACAGCCCAAAUUUUCUUUGCACAAAUUCUUCACAGUAUCUUGCAUGCUCCCAUGUCAUUCUUUGACACGACCCCAUCGGGAAGAAUUCUUAGUCGGGCAUCAAGUGAUCAGGCAAACAUUGACCUAUACCUCCCAUUUUUUACGAGCUUAACAGUUACUGCGUACAUCACAGUGAUUGGCAUCUUUAUUAUCACAUGCCAGUAUUCUUGGCCCACAGUAUUCUUACUAAUUCCGCUUGCAUGGCUGAAUAUCUGGUACCGGGGGUACUAUCUAGCAUCAUCUCGGGAAUUAACUCGCCUUGAUUCUAUCACAAAAGCUCCUCUUAUCCAUCAUUUCUCAGAAAGUAUCUCUGGCUUUGUAACCAUCCGCUCUUUCAAGAAGCAGGAUAGAUUUUGUGAGGAGAAUUUCAAGCGUGUUGGUUCGAAUUUACGAAUGGUUUUCCACAAUAAUGGAUCAAAUGAGUGGCUAGGUUUCCGUUUAGAAUUGCUUGGGAGCUUCAUCCUCUGCAUUUCAGCAUUGUUCAUGGUCCUGCUGCCUAGCAGUAUCAUAAGGCCCGAAAAUGUUGGUUUAUCUCUGUCCUAUGGAUUGUCCCUAAAUGGUGCACUAUUCUGGGCCAUAUAUAUUAGCUGCUUUGUGGAAAAUAGAAUGGUGUCUAUUGAGCGAAUAAAGCAAUUCACCAAUAUUCAAUCAGAAGCUGCAUGGGAAAUCAAAGACUGUCUCCCUCCUCCAAACUGGCCUACCCAUGGAAAAAUUGACCUCAAAGACUUGCAGGUCAGAUAUCGUCCAAACACUCCCCUAGUUCUGAAAGACAUUACUCUAAGCAUUCAUGGGGGUGAAAAAAUUGGUGUUGUUGGCCGAACAGGAGGUGGGAAGUCAACUUUGAUCCAGGUUUUCUUUAGGUUGGUGGAACCUUCGGGGGGAAGAAUAGUUAUAGAUGGCCUUGACAUUUGCAUGCUAGGGCUUCAUGAUCUUCGGUCUCGGUUUGGUAUCAUUCCUCAAGAACCAGUCCUUUUUGAAGGAACAGUGAGAAGCAACAUCGAUCCAAUUGGACAAUAUUCAGAUGAAGAGAUAUGGAAGAGCCUGGAGCGCUGCCAACUUAAAGAUGUGGUGGCUGCAAAACCUGAUAAACUUGAUUCUUUUGUGGUUGAUAAUGGAGAGAAUUGGAGUGUGGGGCAAAGGCAGCUUCUCUGUUUGGGGAGGGUUAUGCUUAAGCACUGCAAAGUCUUGUUCAUGGAUGAGGCCACAGCUUCUGUUGAUUCACAAACUGAUUCUGUAAUUCAGAAGAUCAUCAGGGAGGAUUUUGAAGCCUGUACAAUUAUCAGCAUUGCUCACCGAAUACCCACUGUCAUGGACUGUGAUAGGGUUUUAGUAAUAGAUGCAGGACGAGUUGGGGAAUUCGAUAAACCAUCUCGCUUGCUUGAGCAGCCGUCACUCUUUGGGGCAUUGGUUCAAGAGUAUGCCAACCGUUCGUCUGGACUGUAAGACCAAUAUGAUUUCCUAUCCAACUCUGCAGCCAGUCUUGGCCAGUUCUCUGGGGUUGCCCAUCAGAUUCCAUGACAGAAAUCCCCUACAAGGAAGCUGAUGCAUGGGAUUUGGUUAUCAACAGCCACCGCUCCAAUGUUCGGAAAAUUUAUUAGAUACUGCUCAAAUAUAGAUGGCGUAAUGCUUUUGUAACAUGACACUAAUUUCUAAUGACAUGGCAUCCUGUGUAAUAGGAUAAUAAAAGUACCACAUGUCCUUAUUUCGAGACUACCAAAUAUGCCAUGUGGACAUCCCAAUAUUAAUGCCAUUCAAUAUACUAUUAUGUAAUCGCAAGGACACAAAUAUACGAAGAACAAUGUUACUUUAUCCA
Molecule: messenger RNA, 5158 nt
Organism: Juglans regia (Persian walnut)
Lineage: Eukaryota; Viridiplantae; Streptophyta; Magnoliopsida; Fagales; Juglandaceae
Product: ABC transporter C family member 14-like
Exons: 12
Coding region: 274-4788 (1504 amino acids)
Biological process (GO): transmembrane transport
Cellular component (GO): plant-type vacuole; vacuolar membrane
Molecular function (GO): ATP hydrolysis activity; ABC-type transporter activity; ATP binding
Source: RefSeq, a predicted model, not a curated record